ACUCAGCUGGGCUCGGGAGCGCGCGGCGCGGCUCCGCCGGGGCUGUGGAGGCGAGGUAGCGGCUAGACCCGAGCGCCGCAGGUGACCCGGGCGGGGAGUCCGGUGCGCGGGGCGGGCGGAGAAGAAGCGGGCUGGAGGCGCGUCCCCGUCCCCCCUCUUCGCUUGGUUGUCUUCCAGCCUAAGGCACUGGGCUGAGGGGACACGGCGAGCUCCCAGACGCGCGAGGCUCCCGGACAGCCUGCGGCGCUCGCGGCCCUCAGCAUGUUCGGUGAGGCGAGGCUUUUCCUCCCGCCCGUGGGCUGAAGCGGCGGCGGCGGCGGCGGCGGCGGCGGCGGCGGCCACGCAAGCGAGAUGCACCUGCCGGGCUCGGCUUAGAGGAGCGUCCGGGCCGCCAGCGGGAGAGCUUUCGUCACCCAGCCCCGGCGGCGACCGCGGGCCCGAGCCGCAGCGACGGGUGGGCGCACCGACAUGGCGGCUCGGAGCGCCCCGAGCUGCCACCUGCGGCUCGAGUGGGUGUACGGCUAUCGGGGCCACCAGUGCCGCAACAACCUCUACUACACGGCGGCCAAGGAGAUCGUGUACUUCGUGGCGGGGGUCGGCGUGGUGUAUAGCCCGCGGGAGCAUCGGCAGAAGUUCUACCGCGGCCACAGCGACGACAUCAUCAGUCUUGCACUGCAUCCUGAGCGAGUGUUGGUAGCAACAGGACAAGUUGGGAAAGAGCCUUACAUCUGCAUUUGGGAUUCUUACACUGUCCAGACCGUGUCGGUUCUGAAGGAUGUCCAUACACAUGGUAUAGCUUGUUUAGCAUUUGACUUGGAUGGACAGCGCUUGGUUUCAGUUGGACUCGAUUCAAAGAAUGCAGUUUGUGUUUGGGACUGGAAAAGGGGGAGAAUGCUGUCUAUGGCUCCAGGUCACACCGACCGAAUAUUUGAUAUUUCUUGGGAUUUGUACCAGCCAAAUAAACUCGUCAGCUGUGGUGUAAAACACAUCAAGUUCUGGAGUUUGUGUGGAAAUGCUCUGACCCCAAAACGCGGAGUUUUUGGUAAAACAGGUGACCUUCAGACAAUAUUGUGCCUCGCCUGUGCUCGGGAUGAACUAACAUAUUCUGGUGCACUCAAUGGGGAUAUAUAUGUAUGGAAAGGAAUCAACCUUAUACGAACAAUACAAGGAGCCCAUACUGCAGGGAUUUUUAGUAUGAAUUCUUGUGAAGAAGGCUUUGCUACUGGUGGCAGAGAUGGCUGUAUUCGUCUUUGGGAUUUAACUUUUAAACCAAUUACUGUGAUUGAUCUCAGGGAAACAGAACAAGGAUACAAAGGUUUAUCUGUGAGGAGUGUUUGUUGGCGAGGUGACCACAUUUUAGUGGGAACACAGGACAGUGAAAUCUUUGAAAUUGUUGUGCAUGAAAGAAAUAAACCUUUCCUAAUUAUGCAAGGGCAUUGCGAAGGUGAACUUUGGGCGCUUGCUGUUCACCCUACUAAGCCUUUGGCUGUGACCGGAAGUGAUGAUCGUUCAGUCAGGAUUUGGAGCCUUGUAGAUCAUGCUUUAAUAGCAAGAUGUAAUAUGGAAGAGCCAAUUCGGUGUGCUGCUGUAAAUGUAGAUGGAAUUCAUCUUGCCCUUGGAAUGAAGGAUGGGUCAUUCACUGUCCUUAGAGUGAGAGACAUGACUGAAGUUGUACAUAUUAAAGACAGGAAAGAAGCAAUCCAUGAGCUAAAAUAUUCACCAGAUGGCACGUACCUUGCUGUUGGCUGCAAUGACAGCUCAGUUGACAUCUAUGGAGUUGCUCAGCGUUAUAAAAAGGUCGGUGAAUGUGUCGGCUCCCUUAGCUUCAUCACUCACUUGGACUGGUCUUCAGAUAGUCGAUACUUACAGACAAACGAUGGCAGUGGAAAGCGACUUCUCUACAAGAUGCCAGGAGGAAAGGAGGUGACAAGCAAAGAAGAAAUAAAAGGCAUGCACUGGGCUUCCUGGACAUGCGUUGCAGGCCUUGAAGUCAAUGGAAUUUGGCCCAAGUAUUCUGAUAUCAAUGAUAUAAACUCAGUCGAUGGCAAUUAUGUUGGCCAGGUUUUAGUUACAGCUGAUGACUACGGAGUUGUAAAAUUAUUCCGAUACCCAUGUUUGAGAAAAGGGGCCAAGUUUAGAAAAUACAUCGGCCAUUCAGCUCAUGUAACUAACGUCAGAUGGUCACAUGAUUAUCAGUGGGUUAUUUCUAUUGGUGGAGCAGAUCACUCUGUCUUUCAGUGGAAAUUUAUUCCUGAGAGAAAAUUAAAAGAUGCUCUUCACAUAGCACCCCAAGAGAGUCUGGCUGAGUCCAACAGUGAUGAAUCAGAUUCAGAUCUGUCUGAUGUUCCAGAACUGGAUUCCGAGGUUGAGCAAGAGACACAGCUUACUUACCACCGGCAGGUUUACAAAGAAGAUCUACCUCAACUUAAAGAACAAUGCAAAGAGAAGCAGAAAAAUGCUACUUCUAAACGAAGAGAACGCACUCCAGGAACUAGUAUUCGAUUGCACUUUAUUCAUGGUUACAGAGGUUAUGACUGUCGAAGUAAUCUUUUCUACACUCAAAUUGGUGAAAUUGUGUACCAUGUGGCAGCAGUGGGUGUCAUAUAUAAUAGACAACAGAACACACAGCGGUUUUACUUGGGUCAUGAUGAUGAUAUUCUGUGUUUGGCUAUUCAUCCUUUGAAAGACUAUGUGGCAACAGGCCAGGUAGGUAGAGAUCCCUCAAUUCACGUAUGGGACACAGAAACCAUUAAACCAUUGUCUAUAUUAAAGGGCUACCACCAAUAUGGCAUCUGUGCUGUUGAUUUCUCAGCUGAUGGGAAACGCCUGGCUUCAGUUGGAAUAGAUGACAGCCACACCAUUGUAUUGUGGGACUGGAAGAAAGGGGAGAAACUUUCAGUGACAAGAGGCAGUAAAGAUAAGAUUUUUGUUGUGAAAAUGAACCCCUAUGUGCCUGAUAAACUAAUUACAGCUGGGAUUAAACACAUGAAAUUUUGGCGUAGAGCAGGGGGAGGAUUAAUUGGAAAAAAAGGCUACGUAGGCACUCUGGGGAAAAACGACACAAUGAUGUGUGCAGUGUACGGAUGGACUGAAGAGAUGGCCUUUUCUGGAACAUCCACAGGAGAUGUGUGCAUCUGGAGAGAUGUCUUUCUUGUAAAAACAGUUAAAGCCCAUGAUGGGCCCGUGUUCAGUAUGCAUGCAUUGGAGAAAGGAUUUGUAACUGGAGGAAAAGAUGGUAUGGUAGCCCUUUGGGAUGAUUCCUUUGAAAGAUGCCUCAAGACCUAUGCUAUAAAAAGAGCUGAUUUAGCCCCAGGAUCUAAAGGUCUGCUCUUGGAAGAUAACCCAUCUAUACGUGCCAUAUCAUUAGGGCAUGGUCAUAUUUUGGUUGGCACAAAGAAUGGUGAGAUAUUAGAAGUGGAUAAGAGUGGCCCAAUCACUCUUCUGGUCCAGGGACACAUGGAAGGAGAGGUGUGGGGUUUGGCCACACAUCCUUAUCUGCCCAUCUGUGCUACUGUAAGUGAUGAUAAGACCUUAAGAAUAUGGGAUCUCUCUCCUAGUCAUUGUAUGUUGGCAGUCCGGAAACUGAAAAAGGGGGGGCGCUGCUGCUGCUUUUCCCCUGACGGGAAAGCUUUAGCUGUAGGUCUCAACGACGGGAGCUUCUUAAUGGCCAAUGCUGACACUCUGGAGGAUCUUGUGUCCUUUCACCACAGAAAAGAUAUUAUUUCAGACAUCCGGUUCUCACCUGGUUCUGGGAAAUACCUAGCUGUGGCAUCCCAUGACAGCUUCGUUGAUAUAUACAACGUGACGAGUAGUAAACGAGUGGGGGUUUGCAAAGGAGCAACCAGCUACAUCACCCAUAUCGACUGGGACAGCAGAGGAAAGCUUUUACAAGUCAACACUGGUGCUAAAGAACAGCUAUUCUUUGAAGCUCCCAGAGGGAAAAAACAAACCAUCCCCAGUGUGGAGGUGGAAAAAAUUAGUUGGGCAACAUGGACAAGUGUUCUUGGUUUAUGCUGUGAGGGAAUUUUUCCGGUGAUUGGAGAAGUCACAGAAGUAACCGCCUCUUGCCUCACCAGUGACAAAAUGGUCCUAGCCACAGGGGAUGACUUGGGAUUCGUGAAGCUGUUCAGAUACCCAGCUAAAGGAAAAUUUGGAAAGUUUAAGAAGUAUGUGGCUCACAGCACACAUGUCACAAAUGUUCGCUGGACUUACGAUGACAGCAUGCUUGUUACCCUGGGAGGAGCAGAUAUGUCCUUAAUGGUAUGGACAAAUGAAGUGGAGAGCCAUCGAGAAAAGAAGUGCUGUGAGAGUGAAGAGUCUGAUAUAGAUUCCGAAGAAGAUGGAGGCUAUGACAGCGAUGUUACAAGAGAGAAUGAAAUUAGCUAUACCAUCAGAGCCUUAUCAACAAAUAUUCGCCCAAUGUUUGGAGUCAAGCCUCAUUUGCAACAGAAAGAGCCAUCAGUUGAUGAAAGUGUUCUCCUGAUGUUAUUUUAUUCUGCUUGCUCAUUGUCAUAUGGACUCACCAUCAAUUUCCUAUUGUUCCUCUUCUCUUCUGCUCAAAGACAGGGGGUAGUAAGGCCUCCAGUGAGUAGGGCCCCACCACAGCCAGAGAAACUUCAGUCAAACAAUGUUGGCAAGAAGAAGAGACCUAUAGAGGACCUUGUGUUGGAGCUUGCUUUUGGCUAUCGGGGCAGAGACUGCAGGAACAAUGUGCACUAUUUAAAUGAUGGUGAUGAUAUAAUUUAUCACACUGCCUCUGUUGGAAUUCUACACAAUGUUGCCACAGGGACUCAGAGUUUUUAUCAAGAGCAUAAUGAUGAUAUUUUGUGCCUCACUGUAAAUCAGCACCCCAAAUUUAUCAACAUAGUGGCAACUGGCCAAGUAGGUGAUUCUGCAGACAUGUCAGCUACAGCCCCAUCUGUCCACAUCUGGGAUGCAGUGAACAAGCAGACGUUGUCUAUACUAAGAUGCUCCCAUUCAAAGGGUGUGUGUUCUGUCAGCUUCAGUGCUACUGGGAAGCUGCUGCUGUCUGUAGGGCUAGACCCAGAGCACACUGUGACCAUUUGGAGAUGGCAGGAAGGGGCCAAAAUUGCCAGCAGAGGUGGGCACAACCAACGUAUUUUUGUAGCAGAAUUUCGACCAGAUUCAGAUACCCAGUUUGUCUCUGUGGGUAUAAAGCACGUGAAGUUCUGGACCCUGGCAGGAAGGGCUCUUCUCAGCAAAAAGGGGCUUCUGAGCACCCUGGAGGAUGCCCGGAUGCAGACGAUGCUUGCUGUUGCAUUUGGUGCAAAUAACUUGACGUUUACAGGUACCAUCAGUGGUGAUGUCUGUGUGUGGAAAGAUCACAUAUUGUGCAGAGUGGUGGCUAGAGCGCACAAUGGGCCUGUGUUUGCCAUGUACACCACCCUGCGAGACGGACUGAUUGUGACCGGUGGCAAGGAAAGGCCGUCAAAGGAAGGAGGCGCAGUUAAACUGUGGGAUCAGGAACUGAGGCGAUGCCGGGCCUUCAGGCUUGAGACAGGACAAGUCACAGAUUGUGUUCGGUCUGUGUGCAGAGGCAAAGGCAAGAUACUAGUUGGGACAAGGAAUUCGGAAAUAAUUGAAGUUGGAGAGAAAAAUGCAGCAUGUAACAUUUUAGUUAAUGGCCAUGUGGAUGGGCCAAUCUGGGGACUCGCAACACAUCCCUCCAGGGACUUCUUCCUUUCUGCUGCUGAAGAUGGGACAGUGAGACUCUGGGACAUUGCUGAUAAAAAGAUGCUAAACAAAGUGAAUUUGGGACACGCUGCUCGGACAGUGUGUUAUAGCCCCGAAGGGGACAUGGUGGCUAUUGGAAUGAAAAAUGGAGAAUUUAUUAUAUUACUUGUGAGUUCUCUAAAAAUAUGGGGAAAGAAGAGAGACAGGCGAUGUGCAAUCCAUGAUAUCAGAUUUAGCCCAGAUUCCCGGUAUUUGGCGGUGGGUUCCAGUGAGAACUCAGUGGACUUUUAUGACCUGACAUUGGGACCCACACUUAACAGAAUCAGCUACUGCAAAGACAUUCCAAGCUUUGUCAUUCAGAUGGACUUCUCUGCAGACAGCAGACAUCUCCAGGUUUCUAGUGGCUGCUAUAAACGGCAUGUCUAUGAAGUGCCUUCAGGAAAACACCUUGUGGAUCAUGCUGCCAUUGACAGGAUCACGUGGGCUACCUGGACUAGUAUUUUAGGAGAUGAAGUUAUGGGAAUCUGGUCCAGACAUGCUGAGAAGGCGGAUGUCACCUGUGCCUGUGUGUCUCACUCAGGAAUCAGCCUUGUGACAGGAGAUGACUUUGGCAUGGUUAAAUUAUAUGACUUUCCAUGCCCAGAAAAAUUUGCAAAGCACAAGAGGUUCUUGGGUCAUUCCCCUCAUGUGACAAAUAUUCGAUUUACCAGUGGUGACCGGCAUGUUGUCAGUGCUGGAGGCGAUGACUGCAGGUCAGUACUUGGUCAGCCCAGGAAGAGCAGGAUUACCUUUCAGCAGUGAAGACUUGGUAAUUAUAUAGAUGUGGCAAUCAACACAGCCAGAACUUAUCAGAAGAUAACUAGUAAUUUCAAAGCCAUUAACCUCAUAAAAACACACCAAAACGAGUUAUUGUAGCUGGCAAACUCUUCUGAAAAUCUAGAAUGUGAUAAAACUCCUUGUCACUUUUUUCUGAUUGCAGUUUGUUUGUCUGGAAAUGUGUACACAUGCCUCACUGAAAGGUAUGAUGCUGAGAAGACUAAACAAAUCUCACCUCAAGAGACCAGUUCCACGUUGGAAAAACCAAAACCAAACUGCAUGGUCAAGUGGUGCUAACUGAAGACUGUGACAGGGAGGGAUGUGCAGAAUCAUCCACACAGCAGCACACAGACAGACAGUUUAAAAUGCUUGCUGUAUGUACCAACCUAUAGUCCACACACUGCCAGAUAAUUACACUGCAAGAAAUGACUGAGUAUUUAUUUGGUAAAAGCCAACCUCCUCCUCUUAUUGAGGAGUGUGGAAUUUUGGCAGACUUGCCCAGGAGACUUUUAGGGUAUAGCAGUCUUAAAAACAAAAACAAAACAACUUCAUCUCAUUUCUAACGUUUCUCCUUAAGGUUUGUUCGAUGAAAUAUUUCACCCUUAUAAAGGAAAGGAAUAACCAACCAUCACCCGAAUCUGUUUUCAAAAUGCAAAGAUUUUUCUUAAGGGAACUUACAUUAAUAAAGUACCCUCUGCAAAGGCCACUUUAUAGCCUGAACUAAGGAUAGAUCCAGAGUCAGCAGUACAUGGCUACUAUAUUUUCAUUUUGAGCUGUGUUUAGAAGCCAUCUCUAUAAAAUUAUGAAUCACAAUUAUGGCCUCGUUAAUAGGAAAAUAAUACAGUGAACUUCAUUUCCAAGUUUUCUUAAGGUUCUGUGAUAGCCAGAGCACUUAACUGAAAGAUAAUACUGCAUAUUUAAAGGUAUGAUCUAACUAAUAAACAUUUGUUUAUUGUGUAAACACAAGCAUUAAAUUCAUAUACUAAUAACUGGGCAUAAAAUUUUAUAGUUUUGUAUUGAGAAAAAUAAUUUAAUUAGAUGUAUGCCACCCUAUAAGGCUAUUUUCCAAAAUGACUGACUCCAGGUUCAUCUGAAGAACUCAGUCAGAGUCCUUCCACUUAAUGCUGCCAAAGACUGGGACUUCCUGUCUAAGACUUUGCUGUUUAGCCUCACUAAAGUUUCCUCAAGAUGAAAAGUCCAGUAGACUGCUGCAUAAAAAUUUAUUUUUCUACGCGUGAAGACACUGAGGAUGCUCUACUGGCUGUUUCCACUUUUAUUUUACUGUGUGAGUUAUUGUUGUAGCAUUAGACUCCAACCCCUCAGGCUUCUGGAACCCUGUUUGGUUUGAUAUGUUUUCUAUGGCUAAAAAUAUUGUGACUAUUAAAACCAGAAAUGAA
Mus caroli (Ryukyu mouse) is the source of this 7907-nucleotide messenger RNA. It is a transcript of the gene Eml5, whose product is annotated as EMAP like 5. NCBI's taxonomy places the organism in Eukaryota, Metazoa, Chordata, Mammalia, Rodentia, Muridae. Gene Ontology annotation, molecular function: microtubule binding. The record is from RefSeq and is a predicted model, not a curated record.